GUUCCUCUUUAUUGGAGGUAACUAGUCAGCCGUUAAUACUUUCUACCGCUUAACCUCAUAAACGAUGCCUCAUAGGUUGUAUAUAUGUAUGUGUGUGAUGAUUCUUGAUUACUAAGAAUAUGUGCUUUCACUUUCGUUUUGUUUACGGUGAAGUCCCUUAGCUGAUUAUACACAGUCAUCCACUUAUAUCACUUCAUUUUGUAAACAGUCUCGGUACGAGAGGCAUACUAUCUCCUUUUUAAGUUGUGAAGGUUAUCUUUUGCGGUUCUAUAAAUAACCUGUGUAAAUCCCAAGUGUAAACAAGGCCUCAUAUCCUUUUCGUAUUUCAACAAACCAGAUCUAUGUUCGACUGUAGUUGAGGGAGAGCAACUGCAGCAUAUUGGUUCAAAAUGAAUUUUAACAAUACCACGACAUCGAUAACGCCCUUAGGACCUGCAUCACGUCUUCUCCUGGACAGUGUGGCUCUUUCCCUAUCUGGAGUAAGUAGUUGUCUAUCCAUCAUUGGGGCUACCAUUAUAUUUUUGACGUACAAUGUUGAUGUCCGUAACGCUCGGAUCAGACAAACUCGUCGCUUGUUGAUGUACCUAACUGUCGCCGACAUCAUGACUGCCUCAGGUAUCCUGAUAGGAACGGUAAGGUACGCCCUCAUUCAUCAGCAUUCACGGACUAUCUCUUUCGACGAACACGAACAUUUAUGUAAAUUUCCGGAUGAAAUCUGUGUAGCCCAAAGCAUGAUCACCACAUUCUCGGGAAUGGCGUCCUUCUUCUGGACGCUAGUAAUCGGCGCCCACCUCAUCGUUAGUCUUCGGCCUACUUGUGCAGUUGAAGAUCCUGAAAGACCUUGGAAUGAACUCAAGGCCCAUAUCAUAUGUUGGGGUCUUCCAGGGGCCAUCACGUUGGCUGCUCUGUCGAAAAAUAUGCUGGGGGAAAACUUCAGUAUCGGAACCGGCCCUUGGUGUUGGAUCAAGGUGUGUUUAGAAGACGCCGAUUUGCCAUAUAAAUGGAUGGCUAUCGCAGGGAAAGGAUGGGACAUGAUCAUCUACACCACAAGUAUGGUGACCUUUGUCCUACUCAUAUUCUACCUCCGUCGAAGGGGUUACACUAUAUCAGACUUACCACGAAGGACUGAGAAUCGUCUGAGGGAGGAGGAUGCUAAUUUUGUUUUCCUGUGGCUAUUGACGUAUGUUUUAAAGGUCUGGGGAACUGCCAGAUUCUUCAUAAGUGUGGUAAAGCAAAAGACCUAUUACGAACAACUUCCCACCUUCCAUGACGUUGAUAAGGUCCUCCUAUACAUGCAGAGUUUCUGUGACGGAUUGCAGGCUUUCUGCAACUGUAUUGUGUUUGUGUUCCUGGAUAGAACCAUGCGAAACGGGAUGAUCAGCCACUACAGAUGUACCAGGGAAGGACGUCGACCACUGCUACAAACCAAUCAGCCCACUUACGGGGCGGCCAAUCAAAAUUCCUCCAUUAACAGCCAUCCGAGGUAAUGACAUUAUGAGAGGCAAUGAUGAAACGAAAACACGAUACCGAUGAUAAAAGAUGAUACACAAUAUUAUUAUGAUUAUGCUGCAUUAAGUUUUAGCAUUAGUAUAGUUGUAGCAUUAUGAGUUGUGACGUUGCUGAGAUGGGGAAAAAGUAUUUCUUUUCUUUAUCUACAUAGUGAAAGAAGAACUCACAUAAUCUUCUGUUCUUCUUUACUUUUUCCCAAAUUGAUGUAUUAUGCGAAAGCCAUGUUGUUUUGUUUUAUUUUAAACCACGUUAUAACUAUCUCAGCAUUUAAAUCCUCGGAUACAGGGAUGAUAUAUCGAUGACGCAAUACAUGUCUAAGCAAUGGUUUCCUAUAAGUAAAAUGUACAAAUAAUCAAGGGAAGCCUGUUUACUACUUUAUACGACAAGUAUGAGCUAAAUCGCUUAAUAAUCAAAUUACUAUUUCAUUUCCACCUUAUACUUUUCAUUGAAAAAAAAGCAAUCACAUACAUUUAGAAUUAAUCUGAUUGUUUAUAAAAGAAAUAAGAAGAAAACUGUAUCCAAAUUAUGUCCAUCCUGUACCGAGAUACCUGGCAUACCGAAACAGGGUCAUCGCAACAGUAGCACAGGUUAGUGUAUGAGUGUUAUUUUUUAUUUUUAUUUUUUAAUUCUGUAUGUUAAGAAACAAAAGUCGAUAUCGCAUUCUCAGUUUAUCUCUUGUUUUUCUAAAGAAUUCAUAGCUUAAUAUAGGAAGUCAAUCAGGGUUCACUUUCAGAUGGUAACGAAGGACGGCCGUCGGUACUCAUAAUUCGUUUUUUUUAUUAUUAGACUUAGCAUUUAGUACAAUUUUAGCAUAUAAUCAACAAAACUAACAUUCCAACAUAGCUCUGUGAUAAAACUUCCUUAUGUACUAUCUUCUGAGUGAUGACGUCAAAAUAAUUUAAAUCCAGCAAAACUAACAUUACAACAUACUUUUAUCUGUUUUUGCGCUAUCAUGUUAUGAUUGAUGCCCCCCCCCCCCCCCCCCCCCCCCCCCUUUUUUUUCAAAUCAGCAAAACGUGCAUUCCAACCUAGUUCUACUUGUGUUUAAGUUCCCUUUAGUAUUAUGUAAUGAGUGAUGACGUCAUUUUCUUUUAAAUCAUGAAAACAUUCCAACAUAGUUCCCCUAUAUUGGUACUCAUGUAUUGAGUGAUGACGUUAUCUUGUUUCAUUGUUAAACUUUCAAAUUGACAGGUCAUCUCACAUAAUGAUUCUCCUUAAAUGAUAUGUUGAUUUGCUGUUAGAGAUGAUUUAAUUUAACAAUUGGCUUAUUGCAUUUAUGUUAACAGGCAAUACGUAACAAAAAAUAAUCUCAUAUACUGUAUUUUGAGUUGAUCUGUGUUAAAUUAGGCGAUUGAUUUAUAGGUAUAACUAUACAAGGAAGACGUUUGUUCAAAGCAACACAGUCAGUAUCGGUGCAUGACGCUAACGCGAUACAAACUUAUAAUUAAGAAAUUAUUACUGAUGACCUUAACAGGAUAAGUUUAAACUUAUUAGUAUGGAUAUCAACUACUCUUACCAAUACACAAGACAUUUCAGCCCACUCGGGAAACACCGUGGUUUUCUAGAUUGCUGGAAAACCCCGAGUAUACGUGUAUUUGAUUGGUGCAUAAUUUAUGAGUUUAGACCUUUUAUAUACUACAUAGAACUUCACAUAAUAUCUGUUUGAAGUGGAUUCAGCUUUAAUCAUACUACUUUUACUUAUCUCAUGAUUCAGUGGAUUUUGGUCCUGUCGGGAAGUUAUUGUCAAUUACUUCCUGUGAUGACAUGGGUACACCGACAUAACCUAUAACUUGAAUAUAGAAAGUCAAAAAUAUAUACACCUGUUAGUUGAUAUAAGUUAUGUUCAGCAGUAAUGUGUGAUAAUAUGCAUGCUUACAUAAUAUUGGAUUGAACAAUUUGGUAGUAUCAACUUACAAAAUACACAAUGAGAGUAAGAUACAGUAGAGUAAGAUACAAUAAAGUAAGAGACAGUAGAGAGUUAGAUACAGUACAGUAAGAAACAGUAGAGUUAGAUACAUUAAAGUAAGAGACAUUAGAGCCAAAAGGAAUCAGAUAUCAUCAUACAUGUACAAUGUACAGCUGUUCUGUCCUUCUUGGACACGUCAGUGAUGUUUAGGACAUCAAACCGCUGUUUUGUUCUUCAAGGACUUUCGGUGAUGCCAAGUGAUAUAUCUUAUAACCAUUAGCCUUUGAUCUGGUGUUAUUACGUCAUGCAUGACUACAAUUUACUGCAUAUAUAUUUUUACUGCAUGGAAGUGAUUUAACCUAGCCAAAUAAUUUUCCUUCACAGGAAAAUUUGUAUUGUUCAUGACAAUGAGUAUACCAUAUAGAGCAUAUUGUUCAAUAAUAUUUUUACCUGCAUAACAUACUUACAUUUGGUGGAUGUGACCUCAGGCGGUUGGCAUUAAAAAAAGUUGAUAUAGUAGAUAAAUGACUUUCAGAAAAGUAACAUCGAAUGAGAGCUACCUAUAAAGUAGUUAUGUAUUUAUUUAUUCAAUUUUGUUUGUUAAUUUGUUUUGUCUCGAUUCGUAUAAUUUUAUAUUGGUAUAUUUUUAAUAACCUUCCCCUCCCAGAACAUCUGGUUCAAUUAUCCUUUUACUUUUACUGGAGUCUCAACGUAAAUCGAUAUUGUUUAUAUUAUGCCUUUAUUCUAUCGAUUUUAAAAUGGUUUCAUUAUUAUGUUGGUUUAUUUGUUAUUUCUUUUAACUGUCUUUACCUCAGCCAGGAUAUAUCGAUAUAAAAAGUUUAUAAACAUAUUGGAAAUCUUUUAAUAUGACCUUUGUUGACUACAUACAAAGUUGUUAUCAUAGGUACUUUAUUUAAUUUGUCUCGUUUUGUUUAACUUCCUGCUGGUGUUCGAGUUCUUAAAUACUAAAUAAUAUAUAUGCUUUGUGUUCAUUACAAUGUCAUCCUGACAGGUCAUGGGACGAUAAACGCAUGAAACUAUCAUUUGAUUUACUGUUGUAAUAAUGGCUGGUUUACAUGAUCAUGUAGCGGGGGAUGUUAUCGUAUAUGUACUGAUAGGUUAAGCUGACAGGGUUAAGCUUAACGCUAACUAUAUGCCAUGCCUAUAUGUUGUGUCUGUACUAUGUGUACCUGUGUCCCCUUGACCUUUGCUAGUCCUCUGUUCACGUGUGCUGUCUCUGGUCGAUGUUUUUGUCGUGCAUUGUUCGUAGUCGCUUGCUUUUUCGUCAGUGUCUGUCGUGAUUGGUCCUUAUAGUUUUGUAUUGUUAAAAAGUGGGAUAAAAUCAGGGUGGUGUAUCGUAUACUGGGCAGUCUGAUGGAUUAGUUUCCUGUGUGCUGUCACGUCUUCCUCGCCAGUACUAAUGUAGCGUUAGGGUAUUUCGGGUCUUGGGUGGGUAGUAUUAGUCGGGAUGUCUGGGUUUAGUUAGGUCGUACAGGUAUGGGGGUUGGUUUUAGGUUAGGAUGUUAGAUAUAGCUAGGCCUAUGCUGGUGUGUGUUUAUAUGUAAUUUUAUGUUGUACAUGUUUAUAUCGUCAUUAAUAAAUGGUUAAUUGUA
Pecten maximus is the source of this 5028-nucleotide messenger RNA. RefSeq names its product G-protein coupled receptor 157-like. The transcript is spliced from 3 exons. Gene Ontology annotation, biological process: adenylate cyclase-activating G protein-coupled receptor signaling pathway; cell surface receptor signaling pathway. NCBI's taxonomy places the organism in Eukaryota, Metazoa, Mollusca, Bivalvia, Pectinida, Pectinidae. The record is from RefSeq and is a predicted model, not a curated record. The coding region runs from base 390 to 1487 and encodes 365 amino acids. Gene Ontology annotation, cellular component: plasma membrane. Gene Ontology annotation, molecular function: G protein-coupled receptor activity.